Molecule: messenger RNA, 4281 nt
Organism: Xenopus laevis (African clawed frog)
Lineage: Eukaryota; Metazoa; Chordata; Amphibia; Anura; Pipidae
Gene: or52l1.L
Product: olfactory receptor 52L1-like 100487582 [provisional] L homeolog
Exons: 1
Coding region: 202-1167 (321 amino acids)
Biological process (GO): signal transduction; G protein-coupled receptor signaling pathway; detection of chemical stimulus involved in sensory perception of smell
Cellular component (GO): membrane; plasma membrane
Molecular function (GO): G protein-coupled receptor activity; olfactory receptor activity
Source: RefSeq, a predicted model, not a curated record
CAGGAAGAAGAAAGAAGCAGAAGAAGAUCACUUUGUGGUGCUCACACAGAUGGCCCCGGGGGCCUGUGUAUCACUAGGGAUGUCUUACAAUUGGCACCCGUGGAUAAUAACUUUCCUUCUCUUAAUAUUCCUUGCACAGUGUAAGAUAAAUAUCAGGUUCAUAAACAAUCUCAUGCUAUUUGCUUGCCCUGCAGAUCCACUAUGGACACUGACCUGACUAAAGCUAUAAACCCAAAAAUGGAACCAGGGAUCUCCAACCAGUCGUUAUUUUUCUCCUACACUGAGUUUACUCUCUUGGGUUUUCCUGGAAUAUCUCGAGGGAGACCCCUUUUUGCAAUCCCAUUCUUCUUGGUGUACUUAGUUAUACUGAUCGCAAAUUCUUUAAUCAUCUGCCUGAUUUACACUGAGAAAACACUCCAUUCCCCCAUGUAUUUGCUCAUCUUUGUCCUUCUUGCCGUUAAUAUCACAUUGCCAAAAUUCCUCCUAGACUUGUUAUUUCAUCUCAACCAAGUUUCCCUGACCGGCUGUCUUCUACAGAUGUUUUUUAUUUACUUCAUGUCAGUAUGUGAGUCUGGUGCUAUGCUAUUAAUGUCCUUAGACAGAUACGUAGCAAUCUGUAGGCCACUGCAUUACCAUAACAUCAUCACAAAGAAGUUCCUGGUCUCAUUGACAUUUGUUGUAAUUAUUCGGAGCUUUGUCCUUGUUUGUCCAUUUGUCCUUUUAACCUCUAUGGUCCAGUUCUGCAGGUCGAACAUCAUCUUGAACUUUGCAUGUGAAAACAUGGCACUUCUCAGUCUUGGAUGUGGAGACACCACCAAACCACAGAUGGCUGGGUUGAUUGUGCGCAUCAUUGUUACUGCACUUGAUGGUAGUCUAUUUUUUGUUUCCUACUCAACCAUACUCUACACAGCCGUAAAAACUGUGGAUAAUAAAUCUCGACACAAAGCUCUCCACACCUGUGGGACACACUUGUUGGUGACAAUGCAGGUCUAUGUGAGUGGACUAGUUUCUUCCAUUGUGUACAGGAUGGAGUCCACUGUUUCAACAGAUGUUAAGAAUCUCUUUACUGCACUGUACCUAAUUAUGCAAGGUGCAUUAAAUCCCUUGAUAUAUGGACUGAGGGUUUCAAAGAUCAGAAAGGGCCUAGUUAAAUACUGGAGAAAAUAAAACAAAUUGCUCUCAUUAUGGAAUAGAAGCCAUUCCCAACCCCACCAAGUGACAGCAGUUAGAUUGGGACAUAAGUACCUUGUUUCUAAUGCAGGUUCUAUUAUCUGAUGUUGAAUAUUAAAACUCUUUGAGUGUUGAUGAUAUUUUGGAUGAGCAACUUCUGUAGCAUCCUUGGGCAUUUAUUCCUAAUCCAAGUUUUCCUGUACUGUGCCAGGCCACUAGCUACAAUGGGCCCUCAAUAUAUUAAUAAAAGGACAAUAUAUUACUAGCUGCUUUACCUUUGAUACUUAAUUAAAGUUUUAGGAGUUCUUCGUCCUAUUGUAGUUUAAUGUUUCAACUGCAAGUAUCUGAACCAUGUAGUAGUAAAAAUAUGAUGCAUCUUACUACACACCAUCUUUCAACGAUGGCUAUAAAAUGAUAGUACAUGAUAACACCACUUGGAAAUUAACUCAGUGUCCUCCAGCAGUUUUCUAAACUCUUGAGAUCCUGAUUUCAAUAGGCAAAGGUGCUUUAGUUUGGAAUACUGGAACCUAAAUAUUAUUAGGCCCUUAACCAAGGCUGCUAAUAUUGAUUAUUGCUACCACCAGUACAAACAAAUAAAAAAUAUUCUCUAAAGUCACUUUUUUAGAUUUAGAUGUGCUGGAAACUGUUCAGUGAGGUAUGGGACCACUUUAGUUGAAGGCGCUGCUUCAAAGUGGUUUUAUCACGGUCGGCACUAAAUCCAGAACCAAUGCUAAGCACCCUGUUCUCGGCUCUUGCUUCCGCCUUAUGCCACUUCUUACUUAUGCCACUAAAAUGUCCAUACAUAGUAACAAGUAACCAGAUUUGGAUUUGGAUUUGCUCAAGGGUGCACAUUUUGAGAGGGAAGGAGUAGUUGGAAACAUAAGGCUUAAUCAUGAGAACAAAGGAAUAGAAGAAAUGAGGAGAAUUAGAAAAGAUGAGAAUGUUUUUGGGUGAAAUUUACUUUGCAUUUGAAGAAGUUUGCAGGUUCUGGAGGCAUAUAGAAAAGUGAGUGAUUCCGUUAGUGAGAGAGGCAGAACCACAAAAAAUGGAUUUGUUGCUGUUUAUAAAUGUACCAUAGUAUAUCUUGCUUAAUCCGGGAGAAACCAGAGAUUAAGCAUAAAAAUGCAUAGUAGAGACAGUCAUUUUUUGCAUGAAAUUUCCUUUGCGGAUUGUGUAUAAAAGUGCAGGAAUCAUACAUGAAAUAGUUGAAAGAAUUGAUUUAUAGGUAGUAACAAGUGAAUCAGGAUCAGACAUGGAUUUGAGAGAGAUGAGCCUGAAGCUGAGAGUGUUAGUGCAGAUAGGUCAAUACUGUGCAUUUUCUGAAUCAGAACUUCUGGAUGAACAUUAGUUGAAGAAUUAGUGUGCUUGGAGAAUGUCAACAUCAUUAUGGAGGCUGUUGUCCACUGGUGGUGAUAAAAGAAGGAGGUUAAAUUAAGAAGCAAGUAGGCCAAGACUGAGAAGGGUCAUCAUUAUACAGUUGAAGUCACCCAAGAGUCACCCAAGAGUUGUCAGUACAAACAAAAAGGAUAAGCCGAAGUGAAUUUCGACAGUUGGCGGUCCAAAUAACAGUUAAAGUGUGAAGUGGAAAUGAAAAGAGAGGAGAAUACCUACUAUUCACCCAUGGCCAAUGAACAACCAGGGAGGGGUUUGAGAACAAGAGGCCUCCAUAAGAAAGAUCUGCCUCAAUAGCAUUCUUAUUAUGAGUGACUCAGGUUUUAAUUAGGACAAAGAGAUUAAGUGAACUAGAAUGGGUUAUUUAGACGGCACUAGAAAGGGGGAGAUGAGAAAAUUGUGACAAAACUGCUGGCACUAAGAUUGGAACAAAAAGCAAAAUUUGUAAUCUGGUAUCUUUAACUUCAUAAUUCAUAAGAAAAGUUGAAGUGCAGGACAAAUCCACAGCAGUAGUCUUAGAUAGACUGCAAAUAUUCUUUAUUGGGGGAAGUGAUGUCUAAGACUACUGCUGUGGAUUGUUCCUGGACUUCAACUUUUCUUCUGAUUGAUUCAAUUGGGGUAUUAACACAGGAUACCCUGUGGGAUAAUCAACAAGAAUUUUUUAAUGUUGAGCUGCAGCUCAUCUAUAUACAGUAUAUUCGAUAUGGCUUGGGCAAAUCUGAGGUUAGAGAGUUGUAUGGGACCGUUCUUGUCAAUUAUGUGGCCCCCACUUCCUUCCUGUUUUGGAAACUACUAAAUUCUCCAAUCCCCUCUACUGCACUGAGCUUGCAAUAAAACUCUUAUUCAGAUGGCACUGGACUCUCAGCAUAAGCCAAUUGCACAAACCUGUACUGGUGAAACUGGGAAGAAAAUGGUUUCCAUUCCACAAAUAAGGGUUCAGUUGGCAGUGAACCAAAUUAUUUCAACUUGUAGCAUUAUAGUAAACUGAGUGGCACCGUCUCUGUGAGCUCACUUUCAUAUAUAUAUUUGUGCUCCGGGUGAGAUCUUUCUCUCAGGUGUAAGCCCUCGCAACGGUGUGAAGGAAGGGUGUAGUGGAUCUGUAACAAAGUGCUAUGCACAAUAAUUGGAGUACACAGGAAUCAUCAAUCACAUAGAGCACAUAGGAUAGCAUAUACUCACAAGCACCAAUGAUCAGCUUAGUCCCUAUAGACAAGGGAACAUGUACAGCAGCACGGCACGGCAAAUUCACUUUACGCUCCCAGAACAUUGGGAAGUUGGUCAAUGUGUUAAGAUGCUGCACACGGCAAUAUUUACAGGGACGUUUUAGAAAUGCAGCACAUUGCAAUAUUCCCUAUAGAACAUCGACUGCACCGACACAGGUACUGAAUAUAAUUAAUUAUUAAUAUUAUUAUUAUUAUCAUUAACAUGUUUUUAUAAAGCUGUGCCAAUUUAUUGAAACUUUUCUGAUCCUUGGGGAUUGGCCAGUUCAAUGUUUCAUAAAUCAGCCCGCCAUCUCUCUCAGGUGUGAAUUGUCAACAAUUAAUUUACAACUAACAAUUAUUUAAAUAAUUAACAAUUCAGUAAAUAAACAAAAUAAGGAACCAACAAUCUUUUAGAGAAUACAGAAUUAAUCCGUGGCUGUUUAACCCGAAUGGUUCCCAUUAAAUUAAGAAAAAAAAAUUAUGAAUAGUGAUGAGCAAAUCUGCCCCAUUUCACGAA